AUGGCUGAACACUUGAAAAAGCGUUUCAAAGACAGUCUGAGUGAUAUAAAAGAACGAAUGAAAGAGAAAAGAAAUCAGAAAUGGUCACGGUUGGGUAAAAUUAGCCAGAUGUCCACUAUGAAGUCCAAAAUACCAACCAACAGCUCCAAGAAAAUGAAGAGUAUCCAAGCAAAUAACAGAGCUCUAGCUCUGGCUUUGCAAGAAGAAAAGCUCAAACUGAAGGAUGCCCAGGCUAUUAUCCUUCAUUUAAAGAAAGACUAUCAAGUUCUGAAGGUUCAGAUGUUUGAUUUGCAACGAAAUCUUAAGCUCAAGCAAGCACAGGGACUUGAGAAUCAGCUGUCAGCCUUGAAUGAAAUAAUUUCAAAAGUUUCGCAGAACUUACUGGACUCAAUUUAUCUCCUUGGCCCAGCAAAGGAUUUGUGUUCCAUAGGUGUAAAUCAGAGAAUAUGUUCAUCCCUUCCUGAAAAAAGUUCCAGCGUUGCAGGACAAAUACAUUCAGUAGAUUCUCUACAGUAUGCUGAUGGAGGUGGUCAAGUCCUUCAACAUGGGAUGGAGACUGAUAGUGAUAGAAAUGAGCUGGCUCAGUCUCUGGCAGGGUUCUGUGAGGAAUCAGACAAUGCCAUUUGCUUAAUCACAGAAUGGCGACCAUCUGAUUUUCCUCUGUACCACUCAGAGUCAGAGCUGGAGAACAUUUCUUCCAGUGGAGAGGAUGGGUUCAGUAACGUGUUACCGAAAAGUGUGUCCACCAGGCGUCACUUCCCAAAGAUGAGAAAUCAUUAUGAACUCCUCACUGGUGUCUUGGCCCUUUCAGAAGCACCAGAUUCAACAGAAGAGCCUUCUAAACACAAUGAAAUUAGACUUGAGGAAAAGCUAGAGAAGUGCAGUGUGGAAAACAUAAACUCGGGUAUUUCUCUGUUGAAUGAACACAAGGUAGGCUCAGAGCUGGUUUUGAGGCGAAGACGUUCUGAAACUCCACAGCUCAACUUAAAAAGCAAUUCAGGUCUUAAACAACGCGAGUGUAAAAGCAGAGAAGACUCUCAGAUAAGGAAAGACAAGCCUCAGGAGGAAAGACUGGAGCAGCCUAAAAAUACUUCCAGACAAAGACCCAAGAAAAGACAGAGUAAAGAGACUUCUAAAGAAAAGUCAGGUUCCUUGGGAGGCUCCAGUGACGCUUACGACUUCCAUUUUGAAGAGUGUGUCCAUGUUACACCUUUCCGACAAAAUAAAGGCAAGGACACAGAUACUGCUGUGGAAGACAGAGGAGACUUGGCUGAACCUAACACCAGUGAGGCAAGUGAUAUUGAAGAAGAUUCAGAUGAUAGCCUAUAUGAGCCUUACAGGAGUAAAUCAAAGAAGAGGAAAAGUUCAGUGGGCAAGAAAGAUGCAUCACCAAUCCACCCAAGGCCGAGGUCUAAAAGGUGUUUGGCACAGCGUGAGAUGAAACUCAAUAAUGAGAAAGAAACUGACAGCAGCAACUCAAGUGACAAGGAUAUUAGGCAGCCUCCUGAGCCUUCUCGUGGUCAUCUUUGUGAUGUUACCAAUACCACUUCGUUGCUCCCUGGCACUGGGAGUGCAACUCCUGCGCCGGAAGGUGAAGGACUACGAUCUCCAAAACGCAAGCGAAGCUGUACUCUUACUGUGAACUAUAAAGAGCCAAGUAUUGCAGGGAAACUCAGGAGAGGAGAUCCAUUUACAGAUACAAAUUUCCUGAGUUCUCCAAUUUUCAAGCAGAAAAAAGAUGCAAAACGCUCUUCUCUGAGGAAAGGAUCCUUGUCAAAAUACAACGAGAAGUUCGUCGGCUGUCGCUGA
This is a messenger RNA of Indicator indicator, 1809 nucleotides long. It is a transcript of the gene SGO1, whose product is annotated as shugoshin 1. The transcript is spliced from 8 exons. Gene Ontology annotation, biological process: meiotic chromosome segregation. Lineage: Eukaryota; Metazoa; Chordata; Aves; Piciformes; Indicatoridae. The record is from RefSeq and is a predicted model, not a curated record. Bases 1 to 1809 code for a protein of 602 amino acids. Gene Ontology annotation, cellular component: nucleus; chromosome, centromeric region.